This is a messenger RNA of Cotesia glomerata, 1224 nucleotides long. Its product is annotated as mitochondrial import receptor subunit TOM40 homolog 1-like. Gene Ontology annotation, biological process: protein import into mitochondrial matrix. The transcript is spliced from 5 exons. Gene Ontology annotation, cellular component: mitochondrial outer membrane; mitochondrial outer membrane translocase complex. The record is from RefSeq and is a predicted model, not a curated record. Gene Ontology annotation, molecular function: transmembrane protein transporter activity. The coding region runs from base 224 to 1207 and encodes 327 amino acids. NCBI's taxonomy places the organism in Eukaryota, Metazoa, Arthropoda, Insecta, Hymenoptera, Braconidae.
CACAUUAUUUAACACAAAUGGCGACUCACGGCAAGACACGCUGCUUUUAAUAACCCGCAUUCGCUGGUCAAUAAUUCCAGUGUAUAAAAUAUAACCAUAAAUUAGAGUAAUUGUUAUAAAUAAAGAACAGCUCGCUCCAGAGAUCAAUUGCAUAAGGUUGAUCUUUCGUGUUGAUAGAUAAGCUUUAUUUAUUAUCUUAUUUUUAAUCUUAAAUAAAAUUACGAUGGGUAACGUCGCGGCAGCUUCAGCACCUCCUCCACCGCCAAUCUCGGUCCUCGCACCACCCGAAAUUCCUAAGGAUUCCCUAAGUUCCGUAAGUGUUUCCGAAGAUGACCAAAAAUUACAAAACCCCGGUACUGUUGAAGAACUUCACAAACUUUGCAAAGAUGUGAUGCCGGUUAACUUUGAAGGUGCUAAGCUGAUGAUCAGCAAAACACUUAGUAAUCACUUCCAAGUAUCACACACGUUAUCUAUGAGUUCUGUCGUCAAGUCUGGAUACAAAUUUGGAGCAACGUAUGUUGGUACAAGCCAAAUUUCACCAACAGAAGCUUACCCAGUAAUCCUAGGUGACAUUGAACCCAGUGGAAAUAUGAAUGCUAAUUUGGUGCAUCAAUUUAACCAGCAUAUAAAAACAAAAGUCGCUACCCAAAUACAAAGAAGUAAAUUCACAGCUAUGCAAAUGACAACGGAUUAUCGCGGCGAUACGUUCACAUCAUCACUCACAGUUGCUAAUCCUGAUAUUCUCAACGGCUCUGGAGUCAUGGUUGCUCAUUAUUUACAAAACGUAACACCCAAGCUCGCUCUUGGUGGUGAGCUAGCUUACCAACGUGGCUACGGUAUACCUGGUGGUUCCAUUACUGUUGGUUCUCUGGUUGGUCGGUACUCUAUCGCCGAGUCUACUGUUAGUGCCAGUGUUGGAUUAGCUAGUUGUCAUUUAUGUUAUCAUCAUCGUGCCAGUCCGACAUUACAAAUAGGUGUUGAAUUAGAAGUUAAUGGAAGAAUACAGGAAUCAACAGCAACUAUUGCGUAUCAAGUUGACUUACCAAAGGCGGAUAUUGUUUUUAAAGGGAGUGUUGAUUCAAACUGGACAGUUGGUGCAGUACUUGAGAAAAAGUUACAACCAUUACCUUUUUCAUUUGCACUGAGUGGUCUUCUAAAUCACACCAAAGGGCAUUUCCAACUAGGAUGCGGUCUGGUCAUUGGUUAAACAUUAAUAAACAACAA